UUCGUAUACACAUGCAUACGAAUACUGCAUCGAUAGUACUUAACGUCAACCAGCGGUACGGCAUUGACAGUUAUCGAUCAACAGUACGCACGGCACGAGGCUGGAAGUUGUGAAUGAACCUUGCAAGGCUCGUGUACCCGGGUCCCCGCGUUGCGGGGACCGUCGACAAUCCAUCGGAAGAGGACCUAGAGGGAUUUAGACUUCAGCACUCGCUGAAAAUCAACGAUACAGUUCCGUUCUCCAUGUACAAAUCCACGAGGACUGGCCUGACAGUUUGUAUCGCAGACGUAGAAGACGCGUUUGUCAACUGCCACUUUGCCUUCGCAACCGAAGUGCUUAAUGACGAUGGUCUUCCUGAAGCAGUGGCACAGCUUGUAUUUAUGGGCAGCGAGGAGUAUCCCUAUGUAAAUCUUUUGAAUCGCUGGUCUCAUAAAUGCUUUUCGCUUGAUCCUGAGACUCAUACGUUUCAAGAUUACACUUGUUAUAGCAUGAAAACAACUGUAAGCAAAGGAUUUUUGUCCUUACUGCCCGUGUAUCUCGAUCAUAUUCUUUAUCCAUCUCUUACGGAAGCAGCAUAUAUUAUAAACAUACAUCAUCUUACUAAGUAUGGAGACAAUGGAGGUACAUUUUAUUUUGAUACCAGGACUAAAGAAUUAGACGGUGAACAUGUAACUUAUACUGAAUUAAUGAAAGCGAUGUAUCCUGAAAAUUGUGGAUAUAGCUCGAUUGUUCAAGGUACAUCGCAUUAUAUAUCGGAAUAUCUCGUUCUCGAGGAUAUUAGGAAGUAUCAUAAGGAAUAUUACAGACCAGAAAACUUAACUGUGUUAAUAGUAGGUCAAGUAAACCAUAUUGAAAUUUUUCAAAUAUUAAAGUCUUUAGAAGAAAAAAUAAUAUCAAGGGGAGAGAGAGGAGAAUUUAAAAGACCCUGGCAGACUCCAGUUAAACCGCUUACAAAAAGCAUAGAUGUGGAAUUCCAGUAUCCUUGCUACUUAUGUACUGGGGCAUAUGUUCGUAUAGCUUGGCAAGGACCGUCCAUAGUUAAUAAAUUGUCUGAUUAUCUUGGCUUUUGCUUAAUCUCGCAAUAUCUCGCCGACACGUCCGUCGGUGCAUUGCAAAGAGAAUUUAUCAAGGAGCACAUUUCUUAUGAGUAUUACUUACACGAAUUUUCGACUUCAGCUUUAAGUUUGAUGUUUCCGAAUGUACCGGGUAGUAAAGUUCCUUUAAUCAAAGAAUCUGUGAUAAAAGUACUUAAACACACGUCUGACAUUGGUAUACAAUUAAAAGAAAUGAAGACUGUAAUUCGUAGAUAUAUUAUUAAAAUUUUAAGCGACUUGGAAAAUAAUCUACACAAUACAAUCGCAAUUGGGCUGUUUAAACAUAUGUUAUAUGGAAAGACAAAUAAAGAUCUGGAUUACAGAUUGAAUCUUAUACGUUAUGCCAAAAAAUUGGAAAAUGAAUCAAAGAUUUAUUGGACAAAUCUUUUCAAGAAAUAUUUUGUCGAUACCCCAAUGGUUGUUGUUAGGGGUACACCCAGCCGUGAGAUGCUAAAGAUAUUUUCAGAAGAGGAGAGAAAAAGAAAGUUUGAAAGGAUACUCGAGUUUGGCAUGCUCGGUUUAGCAAGAAACGAUAUACUUAUUUCUCACGCCAUGAGCGAAAAUUCACAUAUACCCGACGAAGUACUAGAAAGUAUAUCUGAACCUGGCACAGAUUCCAUUGACUUCCAUCACAUUAAAAGUUACAGUACAGAAACCUUGGAGCAGCAUUCUGAAUUAGAUGUCACUCAACUGCCAUUAUUUACCUAUUUAGAUCAUGCUGAUACAAACUUUGUUCAUAUAUUUGUUGUCAUGGACACUACUUCCAUUACUAAGGGAUAUAAAAAAUAUAUUCCACUAUUGUUAGAGCUUAUUAUGGAAUCUCCAGUGAAAAGAGCCGAUCAACUGAUUCCUUACGAGGAAGUAAUAGACGAAUUGAAAGCAGAUACUGCAGUGGUUGCUACUCACACUAGUCUUUGCAAACCUACAGGAUUUUCAUAUAGGUCCUCAGAAGUUUAUUUGAUGCUUCAAGUUGAAUAUGAAAAAUAUGAAAAAGGCAUAAAGUGGAUUAAAGAGCUUUUAUAUAACACUGUGUUAAUAGUCGACAGAUUAAAAACAAUAGCAACAAAGAAAGUAAAUGAUAUCGCUCAAUUAAAGAAAGAGGGAGAAAGAGUUGUGGACGAUUUAAUGAAAAUAUUACUGUACAAUGAAGAUAGCAAUCCUUACAUAUUCAGCUUAGUACAACAAGAAAAAUUUCUCGUUGAUAUUCUGGAACAUCUAAACGAUGAUGUAGGUCAAAAGGAAAUUAUGGCAAAUAUUGAAUCAAGCAGAAAAGCCUUGACGUUAUCUACAAAUAUAGUUUUAUAUAUGACUGCUAAUGUUACCAAAUUGAUUAAGGCAGUUUCAAAUGUCUACACCCCAUGGAAAAUAUUUUUUUCUGAUGUAGCAGCUCCGGAGAAGACCAAGCUCAACGUUACCGAUGAUUGGACACUGAUGCCUUCCACAAACCAUAUUGCUAUCAGCAAUUGCAUCGUGGGAUUGGAAAGUAAAACGAAUGUAUUUUUCCUACGGACUCAUCCGUGCAUAAACGACUAUCGAAGCCCUGAUCUGCCAGCUUUGCUCGUUUGUUUGAUGUAUUUUGAUCAGAUGGAUGGACCCUUAUCGUUAUUAAUUCGACAUUCUGAACGUGCGCGUGAUUUCGAAUUUUUCGUGUCGUUGCACGAAGGAUUGUUGUAUAUGGUUAUUAACGAUGCUACGGAUUUGAUAAAAGCGUAUGCCGCGGCCAAAAAGAAUAUGGAAAAUCGUUUAUCCGGAUGGACCGACAUUUUUUACGAAUCAGCUAAAUCGCUUGCGAUCUAUCAGCUCGUCAAAAUGAAAAACGCCGUAAGCAAUAGAGCGAAUGAAUCGUUAAGAUGUUGUCGCGGUGUGCCGCUUGACUAUUGUCUUCCACUGAUACGAAGUGUUUCCACCGUUACCAAAGACGACAUGACUCGUGUAGCGAAUCAAUAUAUCACGCCAUUAUUCGAUCCGGAAUUAUGUAAGACUGUUAUCGUAUGUCAUACCUCUAACGUCUCGGCAAUAGAAGAGGCUUUCAAAGAAAUGGAUCAUAGUUUUAAUACAUAUAACAGUUUCAAAGAAGCUUAUUCAAUACUAUUUAAAAAAACGUAAAAACAAAUAAAGCUUUAUUAAUUAAAAAAAA
Solenopsis invicta (red fire ant) is the source of this 3231-nucleotide messenger RNA. RefSeq lists its product as uncharacterized. The transcript is spliced from 14 exons. Gene Ontology annotation, molecular function: metal ion binding. Bases 114 to 3200 code for a protein of 1028 amino acids. NCBI's taxonomy places the organism in Eukaryota, Metazoa, Arthropoda, Insecta, Hymenoptera, Formicidae. The record is from RefSeq and is a predicted model, not a curated record.